AUGUCCGCCAUCGCUUCCGUCGCUGACGACUCUAUUGACUGCACUAUGGAGCUUCAACACCUGCAUUAUUAUAUAGGCCGUCUUCUCGUCGCGCGCAGCGACGCCGGUCUCGUGGAGUUCGACAUCGACAGCGUUCCUUACCCCGACGAACUCGCGCCCUUCUACCAACGUGUGCGCAACGGCCCCGCGGACAACGACAGGGCCGUCCACAUUAUAUUCUUAGGUAGUCGCGUUGGAAUUACGACCUCUAUCGGUGUGAGCGACGACGCUAUCAUUGGCGAGACCGAAUCCUAUCGCCUUCGCGUGAAGCGCCCUCGCGCCGUACGGGCCUGGUCCUUGUGGCGGUUCUGGAUCCGGACGAUUGUCAAGCUGGCCUUCGAACGUCCCGAUCUUAGCGAGCACGCCGCUCUCGUACGGGCUGCUCGCGUGAGGCUUCCCACUACGAAGGAUAUUUGUUCCAUGGUGCCGCUGGAGUGGCCACCGCCGCCGUCGCCGCCACCGAUGCCGUCGCCGCCACCGAUGCCGUCGUCGCCACCGCCUAACCCUGAUCUUGUUAUUGUCGAGUCGGAUUCGGACAAGGAGUCGGAGGACGAGGUGGAGGCCUAUUUGCUCGGGUAUGAUGAUUAA
Molecule: messenger RNA, 627 nt
Organism: Peniophora sp. CBMAI 1063
Lineage: Eukaryota; Fungi; Basidiomycota; Agaricomycetes; Russulales; Peniophoraceae
Source: the annotation of a GenBank genome assembly